Lycium ferocissimum is the source of this 1233-nucleotide messenger RNA. RefSeq lists its product as uncharacterized. The coding region runs from base 1 to 1233 and encodes 410 amino acids. The transcript has 4 exons. NCBI's taxonomy places the organism in Eukaryota, Viridiplantae, Streptophyta, Magnoliopsida, Solanales, Solanaceae. The record is from RefSeq and is a predicted model, not a curated record.
AUGCCUGAUAACACAGAUCAAACACAAGUUACUAAUCAACCCACUGCUGAAAACACUAGCAGUGUCACUGGAAAUGGAAUCAACUCUAAUCACCCUUACUUUUUUCACUCAUCUGACUCUCCUGGGAUGAGUAUAGUUAACACCCCUUUUGAUGGAAAGGGUUAUCAAGGAUGGAAGAGAACUGUUCUUAUUGCACUAUCUGCAAAGAACAAACAAGGUUUUAUUUCAGGAGCACAUCCUUUUCCAAAGGAAGGUUCUGAGGAUUUCACUCUUGGAACAGAUGGAAAUUCUAAUAUUGCAGGAUAUUUCACCAAACUUAAGAGGUUGUGGGAUGAGUUGGACUCUCUUAAUGUUCACAUGAUUUGUAGUUGUAUCUGCAUAUGUGAAGGAAAGGAGAAACUGAAAAAGUCUCUUGAAGAUGGAAGGCUCAUGCAAUUUCUUAUGGGGUUAAAUGAUGUUUUCUCUCAAGCAAGAGGAAACAUCUUAAUGAUGAGUCCUCUUCCCAACAACAACCAUGCUUACUCUCUGAUUCUUCAAGAUGAAAAUCAGAGGGAAAUCUAUGCUAAUCCCCUUAUUUCAUCUGAUUUUUCUUCCUUUAUGGUAGGAAGUUCAUCUCAAGCUCAAUUCAGAAAUGGAAAACAGCUACAAAAAAGAUUGAAUGGAUUUCCAGAUGAUUUCCAGUUCACAAACACCAAAACACCUCAAGGACCUGUUAGAGGAAAUGGUGUAAUAUCAGUGGAGGAAAGUGAGGUAUCAACAAAUGCUGACAGUGAUAUAAGUUUCAUUAACCAGCAUCUGAACAAGGAGACUGCUUUACAAAUUGUUCAGAUACUCAAACAAGUUCAACUGGGUGACAAAACAGGUUCAGGAUCAGAAAUAAAUGCUAUUGCUAUUGUUGAUCCUUUUAUGAAGAGUCCUCAAGCUUUUGGUGAAUCAAGGGAAGCCUUAUAUCUACCCCAGCCUAGAGCCAAGAGUCCUAGUAUUCAGAGUUCUAGUGUUUUAUCUCAAAGAAAUGUUUCUUCAGUUAGUAGUAAUCAAAGUAGUAGUAAUGAUGUUUCUAUUUCUAGUCCAGUUUCUGUUUCAUUUCGUGUUUCUGCAAGUGCAACUUCUGAUGUAAAACUUUGGCACAUUAGAUUGGGGCAUUUGCCUUUUUCAUCAAUGAAGAAUUUCAAUUUUAUCCCUAAAUCUUCAGUUUCUGAUUAUUUUUGUGAUGUAUGUCCUCUUGCUAAGUAA